This is a messenger RNA of Trichoderma reesei QM6a, 4974 nucleotides long. RefSeq lists its product as uncharacterized. The transcript has 6 exons. Gene Ontology annotation, biological process: nucleosome organization; regulation of transcription by RNA polymerase II. The record is from RefSeq and is a predicted model, not a curated record. Gene Ontology annotation, molecular function: ATP binding; chromatin binding; histone binding. Lineage: Eukaryota; Fungi; Ascomycota; Sordariomycetes; Hypocreales; Hypocreaceae. Bases 1 to 4974 code for a protein of 1657 amino acids. Gene Ontology annotation, cellular component: nucleus; chromatin.
AUGUCCUCUCCCAGCGAGGGGGACCCCUCCAAUGAGAAUCUGUCGCCGGACGACUCCAUGACAUUCUCAGCCGUCGCAGACCAGCAGGCGAACGAAAGCGACAUCUCCGAGGGCCUGGAUGCCCCCAACAGCCCCUCUGAACACCCCUCUCCCUCCGAUGCCGAAGCUUCAAACGACGAGGCGACCAACCACGCAGAUGUCGACCAUCACAUGUCGGAAAGCGAAGCCUCGAGUGUAGCUGACGCGUCGGACGAUGGCGACUUCGAUAUGCAAGCUACCUCGCCUUCUCAGCAGGCCAAUGACGAAGAGGACGAAAAUGAGGACGAAGACGAUGUCACAGCCGGCCGUGCCAGCUCUUCAGACUCAAACCGAGCAGCCAAGCGCAAGGCUCCAGUAGAAGAUGAAUACAUGAAGGCCAAUCCAGAGCUGUAUGGUCUUCGGAGAAGUACUCGUCCUCGGGAGCAGCGCAAAUCAAUGGUCAUUUCGGAGUCAGAAUCAGAUGUUGCGCCAACAAGUCGUCGCCAGAACAAGCGUCGCCGCGUUGAAAGGUCCCAUACAUCCUCGAAAAGGGGAACACCCGUCCUGCCACCCUCAGCCAACGAUUCCGACUCGGAUGACGCCGACACAUAUGGCGGAGCUCGCGCAAAGAGCCAGCGGAAGAAGGCCAGGCAGCAGCUCGAGAGACAACCAGCCUUGGCCCUUGCCGAGAAGCGGUGGUCGAGCCGCCGUGCGGCGCAACAAGUCGCAGAGGGCGGUUACCACGAGAGCGACUUCGAGGAUGAAGAUGAGGAAGACGCAGAGCUUGCCGCAUCCUACUACACCACCGACUAUGUCGACAACUCCCCCUACAUCGAAAAAGUAGUCAAGCAUCGACUCAGAGACGGCCACGAGCUGACCUACGACUCUACUCGCAAUGACUUUGAAUACUUCAUCAAGUGGCAGGGAAAGUCACAUCUGCACGAUACGUGGGAGUUACUCGAGACUCUGCGCAAUGUCCGCGGCUUUCGCAAGGUUGAAAAUUACUUCAGAAAAUUUGUCGACCAGGAGCUUGACAUUCGCUUUGGGGAUGACAUUCCUCCCGAGACAAAGGAGCAAUUCUUCCUUGAUCGCGAUCGUGAUGAGGAGGCUCUCGAAGAUUAUACAAAGGUUGAGCGGGUCGUCGCUGUGCGGGAUGGAGAGGACGAUGACGAGUACUUUGUCAAGUGGAAGGGUCUCACCUACGAAGAGUGCACCUGGGAGGCCGCGUCGGACAUCAGCGGCCAGUUCCAGGACAAGAUCGAUCAGUUCAUCGACCGGUCCUCAAGAAACUGGCAGUCGGACAAGAAGGAGACCAACCUCGACACCCGGUCCAAGAUGACCAAGCUGGAGAAGCAGCCCGACUUCAUCGUCGGCGGCGAGCUUCGUGAAUUCCAGUUGAAGGGCCUCAACUUCCUGUGCCUCAACUGGACCCGCGGCAACAACGUCAUCCUCGCUGACGAGAUGGGUCUGGGCAAGACGGUGCAGACGGUGUCGUUCCUCAGCUGGCUGCGCAACGCCAGGCGCCAGGAAGGGCCCUCUCUUGUCGUUGCCCCGCUCAGUGUUAUCCCUGCUUGGUGCGACACAUUCAACAACUGGUCACCAGAUAUCAACUACGUGGUCUAUCUCGGGCCAGAGGACGCCCGAAGCAUCAUCCGCGAGAAUGAGCUCCUUAUCAAUGGUAACCCAAAGAAGCCCAAGUUCAAUGUCCUGGUCACCUCCUACGAGUUCAUCCUGCAGGAUUGGCAGUUCCUCCAGUCCAUCAAGUGGCAGGUGCUGGCCGUUGAUGAGGCCCAUCGCCUCAAGAAUAGCGAAUCCCAGCUAUACCAACGCUUGCUGGGUUUUGGCAUCCCUUGCAAGAUUCUCAUCACCGGCACCCCCAUUCAGAACAAUCUGGCCGAGCUCUCUGCCCUUCUCGACUUCUUGAAUCCUGGCAAAGUGAGUAUCGAUGAGGAUUUGGACUCUCUCUCUGCUGCCGACGCCCAAGAGAAGCUGCAAGAGCUUCACCGCUCCAUUGCCCCGUAUAUCUUGCGACGUACCAAGGAGACUGUCGAGUCCGACUUGCCACCCAAGACGGAGAAGAUUAUCAGAGUCGAGCUGUCGGACGUGCAGUUGGAGUACUACAAGAACAUCCUCACGCGAAACUACGCUGCCCUGUGCGAUGCCACCAACGGCCACAAGAACUCACUUCUCAACAUCAUGAUGGAGCUGAAGAAGGUCAGCAACCACCCGUACAUGUUCCCUGGAGCAGAGGAGAGGGUUCUGGCUGGCAGCACACGUCGCGAGGAUCAAAUCAAGGGCUUGAUUGCAAGCAGUGGCAAGAUGAUGUUGAUUGACCAGCUUCUGUCCAAGCUGAAAAAGGACGGACACCGAGUCUUGAUCUUCAGCCAGAUGGUCAAGAUGCUGGACAUUCUUGGCGACUACCUCUCCCUCAGGGGCUACAAGUUCCAGAGACUCGACGGCACCAUCGCCGCCGGCCCGCGACGCAUGGCCAUCAACCAUUUCAAUGCCGAGGACAGCGAGGACUUUUGCUUCUUGCUGUCCACUCGUGCUGGUGGUCUCGGCAUCAAUUUGAUGACUGCAGACACCGUCAUCAUCUUUGAUUCUGACUGGAACCCUCAAGCAGACCUGCAGGCCAUGGCUCGAGCUCACCGCAUCGGGCAGAAGCGGCCGGUCAACAUCUACCGACUCGUGUCGAAAGAGACAGUGGAGGAAGAGGUUCUCGAGCGUGCUCGCAACAAGCUUCUCCUGGAAUACCUGACCAUUCAGGCUGGUGUUACCGAUGACGGAAAAGCCAAGUUCAAAGAGGAGCUCAACAAGAAGGGUCUCAAGAUUGACGGCCCGUCCACCUCGGAGGAUAUCCAGAUGGUGCUGAAGAUGCGAUCCUCCAAGAUGUUUGAACAGAGCGGCAACCAGCAGCGACUGGAGCAGCUCGACAUUGACUCCAUCCUGGAGAAUGCCGAAAUUACAAAGACCAAGGUUGACGACAAGAUUAAUUUGAGCAGUGGUGGCAUUGACUGGGACAACUUCAUGCAAAUCACCGACGUCAAGGUGGAUGAUAUCAACCUCGACUGGGACCAGAUCAUUCCCGCAGAGAAGCUCGCCGAGAUUAAGGCGGAAGAGGAGAAGAAGCAGCACGAAGAUUAUCUCGCACAGGUCGCAGCCGAAAGCGCGCCGCGAAGAGCGACGAUGAAGAGUCGCACCAAGGAAACGGAUCGCGCAGACCGUCUCAAGAAGCGCCAGAGGGAGCAGCAGCAGGAAGAGGAAGAGCAGCGCGCCUUUUUGCGGGAUCCCAAGCGCCCCUUGAACGACAAGGAGCAGCGAAACUUGAUCAAGGCCUACUUCAGGUUCGGUUCGAUGGAAGAUCGGAGCGCCGACAUUAUCCAAGAGGCCAAGCUUGGGGAGAGAGACCCCGAGUAUGUCAAGUCGGUCCUCGACGACUUCAUCAAGGCUGCUCAGCAGGCUGUGGAUGACAAUAGCGCCAAGUUAGCCGAAGAGGAGAAGAAGAUGGGCAAGACGUUGACCAAGAAGGACAAGAAGGCAGUCUUGAUCGACUUUGGCGAACUGAAAAAGGUCAAUGCCGAGACGGCCAUCGAGCGGCCCAAGCAGCUGCAGCUUCUCCGCCAGGUGAUUCAAAGCCAUGCAGAUUGGAGGACGUUCCGGGUGCCCGACGCCACCAAGGCCGCCAACUAUAGCUGCCCCUGGGGAGCGAAGGAAGAUGCCAUGCUCCUCGUCGGCAUCGACAAGCACGGGUUCGGCGCAUGGGCCCAGAUCCGCGACGAUCCCGAGCUGGAAAUGCAGGACAAGCUCUUCCUGGAAGAGCACCGAGUGGGCAAGAAGGAGGAGAGGUCCAAAGGUAACGACAAGCUCAAAGCUCCGGGAGCCGUCCACCUUGUGCGCAGGUCAGAAUAUCUCCUUUCCGUGCUGCAGUCCAAGCAUUCGAAUGAUCGGUCGGUCCAGAAGGCGGUGGAGAAUCACCAUCGCAACAACAAGAAACUCCACGCGGUCAAUGGCAACCGCAGCAGCAACUCAGCGACGGUUCCUUCAGGUCUCAAGAGGCAACGAGAGCGCGAGAAGGAUCGAGGAUCGUCUGAGCAGCGUUCGCGCAAUCCCGCAGAGGAGGGCGGAUUGGCGAGGCUUGACUUCAAGCGCAAGCCUGCGUCCCACGAAGACGUUCGCAGCCCCAAGCAUCGACGCUCUGAAGACCCGCGUCGGGCUAGCAAGACUGGGGAUGAGCCUCGCGACAGCCGAAUCGAGAAGCGGCGGCCCCGCGAAGACGACGAUCGCCGUGCUGACAGAUAUCGCCACCGCGACGACUAUCGCCGCGACGAUUAUCGACGGGAUGACCGCCGAGAUGACCGCCGAGAUGACCGCCGAGACGACCGCCGAGAUGAUUACCGGCGGGACGACCGUCGCGAUGACCGGCGUGAUCGAGAUCGGGAUAGAGAGCGUGACCGAGAGCGUGAGCGGGAUCGGGACCACCGCGACCGGGACCGCGACCGAAACCACGCAAGCCGGCCCCUGGACGAGCGCAGGGUCAAGGCACUGCGGAGGCUGGACGAGCUGCGGCGCAUUGGCGACGACAAGGAUCAACGAGCCAGGGACAAUGACGCCAUGAUCUGGUUCCUCUUGAAGCCAGUCAGAGAGAACUUUGAGAAGAUCCUGUCGACGACCAAGGACAAUGUCAGAUCGAGCAAGGAGCGCGCGUCCAUCUUUGGCACUGAGCUGGUGGCCAUCGGGUCGUUCCUCGACGAGAAGCUGCCGGCAACCAUUGCAGACGACGGCCUGAAGAAGAACUUUUGGGACUUUUUGGCAGCCCUCUGGCCCGUGGACGACACCACUCAGAGCGUCACAGGCGACAGACUGAGCUCCAUGUACCGCACACUCCACGCUCGAAACAAGGAGAAGAAGGCAGAAUCCGGUGCCUCAAAGCUCAAUGGCACACAUCCUGUUCGGUGA